Molecule: messenger RNA, 2457 nt
Organism: Helianthus annuus (common sunflower)
Lineage: Eukaryota; Viridiplantae; Streptophyta; Magnoliopsida; Asterales; Asteraceae
Product: putative receptor-like protein kinase At4g00960
Exons: 8
Coding region: 515-2107 (530 amino acids)
Biological process (GO): protein phosphorylation
Molecular function (GO): ATP binding; protein kinase activity
Source: RefSeq, a predicted model, not a curated record
AAACAAUGUGCUGGAUAAGGCUAGAAAGGAGGAAAUGAAAAAAAAUUAAACAAUAUAUCCCACUUUCCUACUAACUCAAUUAUUUAAAAACGGGCAUCGGUGACCAUUUACACCGAGAUUCCAUGCUGAAUUUUCAAUUUUGUUAUUUUAGUAAGCACAAAGCUUUUAAUUCCUCUCUCUCUCUCCUAAAUUUGUUCUUGGUACUUUCAGAUGCUGAUGGCUGUCCUGGUCGUGUUGCUUGUGUUAUUGUUAACCAAGGCAGGAUUUUCGCAGUCAAACGAUCGUGAUGACAACAAAAAUGUUCCCAUCGCAGUGUUUUGCGGUACUAACGCAGUGAUAAGUGUGCCGAACUUUAUCAAGAAUCGCAACUCUACUUAUAAUGAUCUCAGAAUGCAAAUAUUGAGCCAACGGGUACUUUACGCAAGAGCGCAGGCUUUAAGUGCAGGGGACUCGGUCUUCGCUGCUGCCCAGUGCCGGAACUACCUAUCUGUAGAUCAGUGUGUUGCCUGUUUUGAUGCUGGUGUUUCUGAACUGGUCAACUGCACAUCUGGAAAUGGUGCUUCUGUUAGUUUCGAUAACUGCUUUCUCAGACUUUGCGGACUUCUAUAACAACCCUUAUGUCUCGGAGGAUGCGAAUAUCACUCCAAAUGUGUUAUGUGGCGAUCAAUCUGCAUCUCAGCCAACAGUUUUUAAUCAAGUUGUAGAUGGGUUUUUAUCAGACCUCAAAGAUGCCACUCCAAAAACCUCUAAUUUCUUUGUAGCAUCCAAGAGGCAAAUCGCAGGUGGAAAUGCAACAGUGUAUGUGACUGCACAGUGUAUUGCAAAUAUAAAUCAAGCCACUUGCCAAACUUGCAUGGAUAGAGCAUACGACAAAUUAAACGACUGCCUUCCAAAUAGAGAAGGAAGGUUUUCUGACCUGGGCUGUUUUGCAAGGUAUUCAGACACUCCGUUUUUCAAUGACAACCAGACAAUGGAUAUUACUAAGGUCCUAAAAGGACAUUCAAGUAAGUCAGCCAUAAUUGGUGCAGCCGUUGGUGGUGUAGUUCUUAUUUUCCUCAUCCUUCUUUCGUGGUUUUUAUAUCGAUCAUGGAAGAAGUCUAAGAAGACUGAACAAGCCAAAUUUGAGGGGGCGAUACAUUACAAUUAUAAAGACCUGCAGCUGGCAACCGAUAACUUCAGCGAAGAAAAUAUUCUUGGGAAAGGAGGUUUUGGUGAAGUGUUUAAGGCAGUCCUUGAGGACAAUAAUGUGGUGGCAGUGAAGAAACUUCUUGUACAGCAUGCUAGAGCAAAAGAAGAAUUUGAGAAUGAAGUUAGGCUUAUAAGUAACGUUCAUCAUAGAAAUCUUCUACGUCUCCUUGGAUGGUCCAUUGAAGAAUCUUGUUUACUUCUAGUUCUGGAAUAUAUGCCGAAUGGAAGUCUUGACCGGUUCUUAUGGGGCUCAAAAAGGGGGACUCUAAACUGGAAUCAACGCUAUGAAAUAAUAUUUGGGAUAGCUAGGGGUCUUGCUCAUCUACACGACGAAUUUCAUGUCAAAAUCGUACACAGAGAUAUUAAAUCUAGCAAUAUCCUCCUUAGUGAUGAUUUUAAACCCAAGAUAGCAGAUUUUGGGUUGGCAAGGUUUCAACCUGAGGACCAAACCCAUGUUAGCACCAAGUUUGCCGGUACAUUGGGAUACACGGCACCAGAAUAUGCACUUCAUGGUGUUUUAUCGGAAAAGGUUGACACUUACAGCUUUGGAAUUGUGGUUCUCGAAAUUAUUAGCGGCAGAAGGAGUACAGAUGUGGGUUCUGAUGCACAAUCCACCUAUUACCUAUUGGAAAAUACAUGGAAGUUGUAUGAGAAAAAAAUACAUAUAAUGGUCAUCGAUGAAACAUUAAACUUGAACAGACACGAACAAGAACAUGUGACCAAGAUUAUUGAGAUUGCAUUGUUGUGCACCCAAUCUCCAGCUUCGAAUAGACCCACCAUGUCCGAGGUGGUUUUGAUGCUCCAGGAAGGCCAAUCUUUAGGGAAAAGACAGCUAACUAGGCCUACUUUCGUAAACAAUCAAGAUAGGAGGAUUCAUAUAGGCUCUUCAAGACCAAAGGACCUACAAGCAACUCAAUAACCACACCCAUAAAAGGCAGAAAACAUAGUAGAUGUGAGGGAUUCAAUUGAUUAGAGUUGUCAUUCUCCAUUUUAAAAGAUAACACAGUUACAUCUUCCAUGCGCUAGCUUAGGUGAUGUGGAAAAACCUCAGCUAUAAAUUUUCGUUCAUGUUAUCCUAAAUUCUCCUAAGCCAAGACUCUGUUGUAGUGUAUUUUAGAUGAAUACCAAGUGUUUGAUAAAAUCCCGGUAGGAAACUUGUUUUCUGUUUUAGAGGCUCAAACUAGAGGAUUUAAAAAAGAUCGAGUUUUAAUAUUUGUGUGAUUGCAAUGUUAAAAGGCGUAUAAACUUGUUUACACUUUUCGUUGUUUA